AUGGACGGUCCGCCACCACCGCCGCCGCCUCAUGGCGAAAAUCCUCAUACGACUGAAGGCGAAUAUCGCAAAUCCUCGGACCUCCCAGAUGGCAACUACGACAUAUUUAUCAUCCCACCUCACUCCGCUGGAUCGGGCUUCCUCUACCUUCCGUCGCUGCAGUGCAACCGAAACAGUUACCUAGCGGGCGUCGCAAGCACGCUCCUCGCAUGUUUCGUGUGGUCGUAUAUAUCCCCGUUUGUGAAGGCAUGGUAUCUGGCCACGGUCGCUAGCGGCAGUGGUACGGGUAUGGCGGUCAUUGCAGUUGGGGUGGGUGUCGCUGGAUGGCUUUUCGGUUCCGCUCAGUCCGGCAACUUGGGAGGCAGUAAAGGCAAUGACGGUGCUCGAGGACGGUUCGGCUUUGGUGGCUUUGGUGGCGGUGCCGGAGGCCCAGGCGGUCCCGGAGGCCCCGGUGGCCCUAGGAACACCGGCCCAAACACCAACCAACAGUCCUCCGGUGCCAACUAUGGCGGCAGCGGGGCCGGUCAGCAAAGACAACAGGGAGGAAACUUUGGUGGACAAUACGGCAACCAAUAUUCCGGUAAUCAACACGGCUCUAGUCCUCCUCCAAACUCUGAUAAUAACAAACGUGAAAAGGAGGAGGCUGAAAAGCGCGCGAGAGAAGAGCGAGCCAAGGAGGAGCGGGCUAGAGAGCAACGAGCUAAGGAGGAGCGUGCUAGGGAGGAACGUGCUAGGGAAGAGCGUGCUAGAGAGCAACGAGCUAAGGAGGAGCGUGCUAGGGAGGAGCGCGCUAGGGAAGAGCGCAUUAAAGAAGAACGAGCUAAGCAAGAGCGAGCCAGGGAAGAACGUGCUAGGGAGGAGCGCGCUAAGGAGGAGCGUGCCAGAGAAGAGCGUGCCAGAGAGGAACGUAUAAAGGAGGAGCGUGCUAGAGAACGAGCCAAGGAAGAAGCCGAACGUGAGCGAGCAAGAGAAGAAACGAGGCGCAAGGAAGAGAUACGCCGAAAGAUGGAAGAGUUCAAGCGCAAGCGUGAUGCAGAAGCCAAAGAGAAAGAAAAACAGCGCGAGCGCGAAGCAAUGGAGAAAGAAUUAAAGGAACGCCGCGAGCAGCUCGAAAAGGAGAUGGCCGCUGCAAGAGCUGCUGCAGAGAAGGAGGCACGCGAACGACUGGAGAAGGAAGCCGCAGAGGCCCGUGAAAGGCAAGCAAAGGCCGAAGCUGAGGUGAAGGCCAAAGCCGAAAGGCUGGAAGCGGAAGCCAAAGAAAAGGCCGCGAAAGAAGCUGCUGAGAAAGAAGCUGCCGCAAAGGCCGCCGCGCAAAAAGAAGCCAUGGCCAGAUUUGCGGCGCUCAAGGAAGCAGCAAGCAAGAAAUACGCCGAGAAGAAGGCGCAAGACGCGAAGAAAGAGGCCGCUGCCAAAUCACCGCCGCCUAAGCCAGCCAGUACUAGCAAUGUGCCUCGCACACCUUCUCCCAAGAAAUCAGCGCCCUACUCACCCGCUAAAACCGCCAAUGACGACGAUGCGUACUCCUUUCGCCCCUACGACCGACCACGACGGCCAUAUGCGGCUGGCACCUCAGUAUACUCUGAGUCUUCAUAUACACCUUCUCACUCGACUGCGCGCACAACACCUCCCCCCUCGCAUCGCAGCACAUAUUCCACAAAGGAUCCAGAUAAGAUCGUGAUCCAAGGUGUCUACGCCUUCAACAAUGCCUUUAUGAAGACCCCAGUGGCGCAACUUGUCUCAGGUCAGGGAAUGGUCACUGAUGGGCUGGUUCUACGGAUCACAACCGAAGGUCUCUUCAUCGACGAUGAUCUACGCGGCGUCGGGCAGCGUGAGUGGGACGUCAAAGCAUGGACCCUCAAACUGGCGGAGGUGUUUUGUCCACAGGUAAACGCGACACAAUCCGCCAAAACUACAUCUAGCAACCCCUUCUCUUUCCGUCGUGGGAACAACGUUCCCACCAACGAAGAAUCAGAGGCUUUUCUCGGUACCUUGCUCAAAGUAUGCAAGAAUACCUGCCGUCUGGCUUCGCCUAGUGCGUGCUUCGCUCGCAGCGCGACUGCAAGCCAUGAUGGUGGCCCUGUUCACCCGCCCCAGGCGGAGUCCCGUGGUUUGCACGUUCUCCGUGCCAGUGUUCGGGACCAGGAAGGCAAGAAGUAUGUCUUUGUGUUGCAGGAUACUGAGGCCUGGAAGGUCGCUAUCGGACUCCAGCGGCUCCGGGCUGGUGCUCUGGUGCGCGCGCUGGGUGUCUCCGCUCUGCCGGUCCCUGAAUGCAAAACUAUGCUCAGUGCUCUCGGUUAUGUUUGA
Penicillium griseofulvum is the source of this 2304-nucleotide messenger RNA. RefSeq lists its product as uncharacterized. NCBI's taxonomy places the organism in Eukaryota, Fungi, Ascomycota, Eurotiomycetes, Eurotiales, Aspergillaceae. Bases 1 to 2304 code for a protein of 767 amino acids. Gene Ontology annotation, molecular function: ATP-dependent H2AZ histone chaperone activity. Gene Ontology annotation, biological process: chromatin remodeling. The record is from RefSeq and is a predicted model, not a curated record. Gene Ontology annotation, cellular component: Swr1 complex. The transcript has a single exon.